GCAAAAACAAAAGAAGAAUCACAAAAACAAAUUGAGAAGCACAAUUACAUUAAGCAAACCGGAAAGGGUAGGUACCAGUCGGCAACAGGAGACAUCACUGAUUGGAUGUCCGCGCUGUUCGUCUUUGGAACCGGAAGUUACUCUGCCUGUAGCGCAUUUCGUUUGAAAAACGGCGGAAUGUUUUGUCCUAGCUAUGGGAAAAAGCUGGUUGAGGAGUCACCAAACUUUUGCAGCGGCUGUGGCGAGAGGCUUUAUCACGCAUCUUGCAUCGGAGACACUUCACUCCCAUUGAAUAAAUGUCGGCUUGAUGACCAUUAAAAGGGUGGUUUGAAGCCAUACCGUGGAAAAACUAUUUUCCUAACAACAGACCCUGACGCUACUGCCACAAGUCUGCUCAAUCAAGCUGUUAAAAAAAUGAAGGACUUUAACAAAGAUCUAAAAGAUGGACCUUUCCUUCUUCUGUAUCCGGAUGGCACUGAGGUCAUUACUGUCCCUGGAACACAAAGACCAUUUACACUUGAGGCUUAUAAGGCUGAAGUUGGCAAGCCUUAUCAAAGAAUCACUGUUUUCAUCUGCUUGAAGAGUGACUUUGAAGAUGUUGGAGAAAACUCAGACUUGUCUGACUCUGACCCAGAGAUUGUUAUUAAAAGGCCCUCUGAGUUUGAUCUUGCUGAUACAUUGCCAUGGGAACUUCAACAUGACAGCAGUCCUUUACAGAAAGCAGCAGAAUAUGAGGUGCUGGGGAUCUUGUGCUUGCUAAUGAAGUACAACAGAGACACCAAUUUGCAGGCACAUGGAAUUAUUGCAAAUUUGGGACUGGAACUUGACCACAAGAAGGUCAGCAGGUUCAAUAUAUCAAGGUCAGCUGUAUGGGAUGGAGCUGUUAGAGGAUUUCGACGCAGCACAUACUCUGACAACUACGACAUGUUCAUCAAGUUUAAUGAUGAUGCUGGCAGCUUUGAAGAAGGUUUGGAUACAGGUGGCCCGAGGCGUGAAUUCCUCACACUUCUUAUGGGCAGUCUGCGAAAUCGCCCCAUCUUUGAUGGACCUCCAGAGAGCCGUUAUCUUGUAUAUAAUUCAAGAGGUGGAUGUUUUCUCCGUAAUUAUUACAAUGGAAAUUUUAAUAAAAAUUGGCGUAUUUUUUUCAUUAGCAUAUUUAAUAGCAAUUAACCAUGAUAAUUAUGUGCCCUGUA
This is a messenger RNA of Oreochromis aureus, 1193 nucleotides long. RefSeq lists its product as uncharacterized. NCBI's taxonomy places the organism in Eukaryota, Metazoa, Chordata, Actinopteri, Cichliformes, Cichlidae. Gene Ontology annotation, molecular function: ubiquitin-protein transferase activity. The coding region runs from base 415 to 1170 and encodes 251 amino acids. The record is from RefSeq and is a predicted model, not a curated record. The transcript has 6 exons.